AUGAACAGUCUCCUGCAGACGCUGUUCAUGACCACCGAGUUCAGGUCGGCCCUCUUUGGCUGGCGCUACAACCCGAAGAAGGAUGGCGACGAGCGGCUGUGCAUUCCGCUGCAGCUGCAGAGGCUGUUUGCGCGUCUGUGCCUCAGCGCGUGUCCGCACAUCGAGACCAAGAACGUGACCGACAGCUUUGGCUGGCACGGCAACGAGGUGUUCCAACAGCAGGACGUGCAGGAGCUCAUCCGAGUGCUGCUCGAUGCCAUCGACAAGACCUUCUGUGCCAACGACCUCGACAAUCCCAUCACGCCACUCUAUCGCGGUCUCCUGCACGACUACCUCCGAUGCACCCAGUGCAACUAUUCGCGCAUUCGGUCGGACGCCUUUAUGGACAUUCCUCUGGUGAUACGCGGCGUGUCGUCCCUCGAAGAGGCCCUCGACCUGUAUAUGACACCCGAGGUGUUGGACAAGAGCAAUCAGUGGUAUUGCGAGCGGUGUGAGAAACGGGUGGAUGCGCUCAAGGGACUGAAGCUCAAGGAGCUGCCGCCCAUCAUCACCCUGCAGCUGAAGCGCUUCGACUACAACUACUCCACGAUGACGCGGAUCAAGCUCAACAACCGGGUCUCGUUCCCCUUCUACCUGGACAUGGGCAAGUACCACAAGUCCGACAUCGACGACCAGCACACACCCGUGCCAGUCAAGAAGACACCACCGAGCGACACCGAAGACGUGGCCGUCAUAGAGGAUUGGUCAUGCGCGCUGUGCACGUAUCUCAACAUACCACAGCUGAAGCGGUGCGAGAUGUGCUCCACGCCGAGGCCUCAGCUCAAUGCCGACGAGCCGCAGCGACAACCGGACGCUGAUGCCUCCCCAGCUGCCCCGGCGCCACCUCCAGCGCCUGGCAGCGAGGAUUCGCAGAAGCCCGGCGAAAAAGACACACCAGAAGCAGCGGCCGAGGAACCCUACCAAUCGGAAGAAGUGCCACACGUUGGUGAGAACGACCACAUCUACCAACUCUUUUCGGUGAUGAUACACUCAGCAUACAUCAAAUCGCAGAAGACGGGUCGGUGGUACAGCUUCAACGACAUGCACGUCACGCAUAUCACCGAGCAGGACGUGUGGCGGAUGUUUGGCGACGAGGAGAAACGGAUGACCGCCGCCAACGCCUAUCUCCUCAUGUACCGCAAGAUGGAGCCCACUACCGCCACCGCCACCACAGAGGUCUCUGCCUGCGCCGGCCCGGAGGAGGGAGUGAACGAGUUGGACGGCGCCUUGGACGAGAUACCCGAGGACCUGCGAAAGGAGGUGGAGGAGGAGAACCGGCGAUACGACGAAGAGCGGGCCGAACAUCAGCGGAAGCUCGACACGAUCGACCUGCGCAUCUUCUACGGCAACACGCCCACCAUGAUCCACAUCCACAAGCAGAAGACGCUGCGCGACGCCACGGAGCUGGCCUACCGCGAGGCCAAGGUAAGCGAGAGCGUGCCCCUGUCCAGCGUGCGCCUGCGCAGUUACAACUCCACCACGGGCACGGUGGGUCUCCCGUUCACCGGCAACGAGGACAAGAAGCUGACCGAUCUCGGCAUAUUCAGCCAAAGGAGUCUCUUGUUGGAAACAAAGAACCCGAGCGACGAGUGGCCCGCCGAGGAGACGGAGGGCCUGACGCUGAAGGUGAUCAAGCUGAACGAGCAAACGCUAGAGCUGGAGCCCGCGCUCACCGUCUCCCUCGCCGAUGCCAGCACGGCCACCCUGGCCCAACUCAAGGCCGCGCUGGAGGAAAAGGCUGGGAUCCGUAGCGACGCACAGCGGCUGCUGCGGGUGUGCAAUUCCGAUGUGGAGUUCAUUGAGGGAAGCGCCGAGAGCACGCUCGUCAAUGACUGUAAGAUAAGCGACGGCUCGCUCCUCUACGUCGAGGAGCUGAAGGUCCAGCCCAUCACCGCCUCCCACCUCAGCUUCCCAAGAGGGGAGAGAGGCUCACCCUUCUUGGCGGACGGAUUGAGUCUGCUGAAGCAGCGGUUCGAAGCGGAGCAAAACACGAUCGAGCUCAACUUCAACAAUCCCAACACCGACGAGGAGGAUAUCAAGAUUGCCAUCGACCAACGCGAGACCAUCGGCACGCUCAAGAAGCGAAUCGGCGCGAUCGUGGGCCUUCCAAACCACGAGUUCAGGCUGCGACGAAAGCUGCUCAACAAGGAGUACAAGGACGAGGACGAAACUCUGCAGCAGUGCUACCUCUUCGAUGGCAGCGCCUUGCUCGUGGAAAAGGGGCGAUCGCUGAAGGCGGGCGAGAUCCUGAGUAAGGUGUACAUGUACAGCGCGGAGGAGGAGGACCUGGCGUUCACGCUCGUCCUCGACUCCAUGAUCGUGACCGAGGGCGACCUGAGCGCCAAGGUGAAGGCGCACGUGCGGGAGAGGCUGGGGGAGGACUACCUCCCGUGGGACCGCGUGCGGGUGCGCGAGAAGAUAGAGUGCCGGCUCGGCACUGCGAUGAAGCGCGGCAAGACGCUCAAGCAGACUGUUAGCGCGCUGCGCGAUGGCGUCGAGCUGGCGCUUCAAGUUGUAGACGAGGACGCCAAGGCGGAGCUCGACGAAGCGGAGAUGGUGCUGGAGACGCGCCACUUCUGCCCGGCCACGAUGGAACUCAAGAGGGGCGAGGAGCUCGGGCUGCUGAAGGACUCCUCAGUCCUCGCGCUGCGCACGGUCAUCGGGGCCAAGUACGACGUGCCGGUGCAGUUCGUCGCGGUAGCCAAGCCCUUCAAGCACCAGCUCGGCGUGGUGAGCUCCCUGCUCUCGCUCAACUGGGAGCUCUACGACGAUGCGGUGAUCACCAAGAGCCCGCUCUACCUCCGCGACGGCGACCUCAUGCUGUGGCGCGACCUCCGAGAGAUACCCAAGGAGAUCGCCACCGACGGUCUGCCACAGGUCGUGGGCAGCGUCAGCCGUCCCAGGGAGUCGGGCAUUGUCAUCCGCACGGUGCACGACCUGCCGCCAGGUGGCGGCGCCGGCGGCGAGGCCAAGGAGGAGCUGCUGCAGGCGGAGGAACCGGCCACGAAGGCUGCAGGCGACGUAGCCACCCCGGAGCCGGUACAGUGA
Acanthamoeba castellanii str. Neff is the source of this 3087-nucleotide messenger RNA. RefSeq names its product Znfinger in Ran binding protein and others domain containing protein. Gene Ontology annotation, cellular component: cytosol; nucleus. Gene Ontology annotation, molecular function: protein binding; cysteine-type deubiquitinase activity; cysteine-type endopeptidase activity. The record is from RefSeq and is a predicted model, not a curated record. NCBI's taxonomy places the organism in Eukaryota, Discosea, Longamoebia, Acanthamoebidae. The transcript has 14 exons. Bases 1 to 3087 code for a protein of 1028 amino acids. Gene Ontology annotation, biological process: protein deubiquitination.